UUCAUUUGGUUUGCAGAGAGCUGUAGCAUUGCAUGUUUUGUUUUACAAUCUGUAUACAUUGUAUUAUACACUGACUGUAGUAUUAGAUUAUAAUCUGUAUACAUUGUAUUAUACACCGACUGUAGUAUUAGAUUAUAUUCUGUAUAUAUUGCAUUAUACACUGACUGUAGUAUUAGAUUAUAUUCUGUAUAUAUUGCAUUAUACACUGACUGUAGUAUUAGAUUAUAUUCUGUAUAUAUUGUAUUAUACACUGACUGUAGUAUUAGAUUAUAUUCUGUAUAUAUUGCAUUAUACACUGACUGUAGUAUUAGAUUAUAUUCUGUAUACAUUGUAUUGUACACCGACUGUAGUAUUAGAUUAUAGUCUGUGUAUAUUGUAUUAUACACAGACUGUAGUAUUAGAUUAUAAUCUGUAUACAUUGUAUUAUACACUGACUGUAGUUGGAGAUUAUAAUCUGUGUAUCACUGUGUAGGCACCGCACAGAACCUCCCCCGACACAAUCCCGGGAACACAAUGCCGGACAUAGCGCACAAAUACCAGACUAACGAUGGCCGUGCAUGGAGAUGGAGCGAGCCAGGCCGCGGGCAUGCAUGGUAUGGAGGGCACAUGGAGUGGCAUGCUCAGGGAGAAAGAAACAGGCACUACACCUUCUUAGGCUUCAAUCCACGCUGCAUUGAGAAAGGGGAAGACAGGUUAGAGGUCUGAUAAUCUGUGGGGAGUAGUAGUACCCUGCAUGGAGAGAGAGGGGAAAUGUCAGACAGGUUAGAGGAGUAGUAGUUCCUUCCAAGGUAAGUAGACGCAAACAAGUAUUAGAGCGGAUAACACCCAGGUACCAACUUCAUCACAGAGCAUCAGCCGUACUACACCCACAUCCACCCCAAUAUGCAGACCACAGCCGUACUACACCGACCCCGAUAUGCAGACCACAGCCGUACUACACCGACCCCGAUAUGCAGACCACAGCCGUACUACACCGACCCCGAUAUGCAGACCACAGCCGUACUACACCGACCCCGAUAUGCAGACCACAGCCGUACUACACCGACCCCGAUAUGCAGACCACAGCCGUACUACACCGACCCCGAUAUCCAGACCACAGCCGUACUACACCGACCCCGAUAUCCAGACCACAGCCGUACUACACCGACCCCGAUAUCCAGACCACAGCCGUACUACACCGACCCCGAUAUGCAGACCACAGCCGUACUACACCGACCCCGAUAUGCAGACCACAGCCGUACUACACCGACCCCGAUAUCCAGACCACAGCCGUACUACACCGACCCCGAUAUCCAGACCACAGCCGUACUACACCGACCCCGAUAUCCAGACCACAGCCGUACUACACCGACCCCGAUAUGCAGACCACAGCCGUACUACACCGACCCCGAUAUGCAGACCACAGCCGUACUACACCGACCCCGAUAUGCAGACCACAGCCGUACUACACCGACCCCGAUAUCCAGACCACAGCCGUACUACACCGACCCCGAUAUGCAGACCACAGCCGUACUACACCGACCCCGAUAUGCAGACCACAGCCGUACUACACCGACCCCGAUAUGCAGACCACAGCCGUACUACACCGACCCCGAUAUGCAGACCACAGCCGUACUACACCGACCCCGAUAUCCAGACCACAGCCGUACUACACCGACCCCGAUAUCCAGACCACAGCCGUACUACACCGACCCCGAUAUCCAGACCACAGCCGUACUACACCGACCCCGAUAUCCAGACCACAGCCGUACUACACCGACCCCGAUAUCCAGACCACAGCCGUACUACACCGACCCCGAUAUCCAGACCACAGCCGUACUACACCGACCCCGAUAUCCAGACCACAGCCGUACUACACCGACCCCGAUAUCCAGACCACAGCCAUACUACACCCACAUCCACACCGAUAUUCAGCCAACAGCCAUACUACAUCCACCCCAAUAUCCAGACCACAGCCGUACUAAAACCACAUCCACCCCAAUAUCCAACCAACAGCUGUACUACACCCACAUCCACCCAGAUAUCCAGCCAACAGCCGUACUACAUCCACCCCAAUAUCCAGACCACAGCCGUACUACAACCACAUCCACCCCGAUAUCCAACUAACAGCUGUACUACACCCAAAUCCACCCCAAUAUCCAGACCACAGCCAUACUACAACCACAUCCACCCGGAUAUCCAACCAACAGCUGUACUACACCCACAUCCACCCCAAUAUCCAGACCACAGCCAUACUACAACCACAUCCACCCCGAUAUCCAACCAACAGCUGUACUACACCCACAUCCACCCCAAUAUCCAGACCACAGCCGUACUACAACCACAUCCACCCCGAUAUCCAACCAACAGCUGUACUACACCCACAUCCACCCAGAUAUCCACAAAACCACCAUACUACAACCACAUCCACCCCGAUACCCAGACUACAGCUGUACUACACCCACACUAAUAACGCCCUGGGUGGCACUGGCUAGGGUUAAUAAGUCAUGAAAAAAAAGCGGGUACAAAACACCCUGCACGACAUGAUAGUGAAUGUUGCGGAUGUGU
Messenger RNA from Bufo gargarizans (Asiatic toad), 2547 nucleotides. RefSeq names its product proline-rich extensin-like protein EPR1. The record is from RefSeq and is a predicted model, not a curated record. Bases 951 to 1964 code for a protein of 337 amino acids. Lineage: Eukaryota; Metazoa; Chordata; Amphibia; Anura; Bufonidae. The transcript has 2 exons.